AUGGAGAUGCAGGACCGCUUUAUUGACUCCACGUUAAUGAAUUUUGUCAGUGACAUGAACCUUAUGGAGUGUCCACAAAAAUAUGCUUUAGCACCAAAGCAGCAGGUGGAUGAUACUCCAUCAGGUCCAACCAGCCAGACGCGGUUAAACGACUCUUCCUGGAGCCAGGAAGUGGAGGACGAUGUGCGCACUGCUCCGUUGAUGAUGGGCUCGCCGAGAUACUACAGCCGCGGUGCCCGCGGGAAUGCAAAGUCCAAGCGGAGGAGGAUCAUCACCGUGGUCCAGCGGCAGGCGGCUAAUGUGCGGGAAAGAAAGCGAAUGUUCAGUCUGAAUGAGGCAUUUGACGAGCUAAGGAGAAAAGUUCCUACAUUCGCAUACGAGAAGAGGCUGUCCCGUAUCGAGACGCUGCGUCUGGCCAUCGUCUACAUCUCCUUCAUGAUGGACCUGCUGGAGAACACCUGAGAACAG
Messenger RNA from Archocentrus centrarchus (flier cichlid), 468 nucleotides. RefSeq names its product fer3-like protein. Bases 1 to 462 code for a protein of 153 amino acids. The transcript has a single exon. The record is from RefSeq and is a predicted model, not a curated record. Gene Ontology annotation, biological process: regulation of transcription by RNA polymerase II; developmental process. Gene Ontology annotation, molecular function: protein dimerization activity; RNA polymerase II transcription regulatory region sequence-specific DNA binding; DNA-binding transcription factor activity, RNA polymerase II-specific. Lineage: Eukaryota; Metazoa; Chordata; Actinopteri; Cichliformes; Cichlidae.